AAGGAAAAACUGAUCUGACAAGAAAAGCUUACAAGAAAACUUCUAUAAAUAUUUUUGUUACAAAUUUAACCCACAUCAAAAAAUUCCAAUAUAUCGCAAUGUUUAAUAAAUAAAAAAGAGAAUAUGCAUUUAUAGCAAUAUUUUUAAAUUUAUUAUAGUGGUUAUUGUAAAGACGAAGGGAAUACUUUUGUAGCUCAAGGCAACAGCCUAGGGAAAGCAAAUUCUACAUUCUUUUGUAUAAGGUCAAUUUCAUACAAGUCAAUUUUUUUUGGUAGUAUAGCAAACAUAUAAAUAUAUAUAACAAAGUAACAAAAAUGCCUUCCGUACGGAAAUACCGUCGCGAAACCACUGAGAUAAGCUGUUGUUUAAAAUAUCUACUCUUCAGCAGCAACGUAGUUGUUUGGACUGCUGGAUUAUGUGUUCUGGCCGUUGGUAUUUGGGCUUGGAAUGAAAAAGAUAUGUUCAGUAAUUUGGCUAAGCUAACAUUUAUAGCCUUAGAUCCGGCCUUUGUAUUAAUUUGUACGGGCACAAUCACAUUUAUAAUUGGCUUUACUGGAAGCGUUGGAGCGCUACGAGAAAAUACCUGUCUCUUGUCACUGUACGCAGUAUUCCUGUCGUUGCUGCUGACAUUUGAAAUCAGCUUGGGCAUAUUAACUUUUGUACUAAAGGAUAAGGGUUGGAUAAAAGAUCAAGCUACCGAGGGAUUACGUGCCUUCAUAAUCCACUACCGUGAGGAUCCAGAUCAGCAAAAUCUUAUCGACUGGAUACAAGAAGAUUGGCUGCAGUGUUGUGGAAUUGAUGGCCCAAAAGAUUGGGAUAGCAAUAACUAUUUCAAUUGCUCAUCCAGCGCCAUUGGGAGUCGGGAAGCAUGUGGAGUGCCGUUUUCAUGUUGCCGUCGGCGACCAACCGAAUUAAUAAAGAAUAAGCAGUGUGGCUACGAUGUGCGCAAAGAAGGAUAUCCGGUGGAACGACACAUCUAUGAGCGCGGUUGUUUGCGAGCAGGCGAAGAUUGGCUGGAAGCACACCUGAUUAGUGUAGCGUCUUCCUGCAUUUGUAUACUUGUAGUGCAGAAUUUUGAAUUAUCGAAAAUCAUUUACGAAAAAGGCUGCGUACAAGCGGGUGAAGAGUGGAUUGAGCGUAAUUUAAUUAUAAUUUCAACCAGCGUUAUUAUACUUAUUUUCGUACAGAUACUUGGCAUUUGCUUCACACAAAAUCUACGCGCCGAUAUAAAUGCGCAAAAAUCUAAGUAUCACUGACAAAUACCUUCCGCCGCGCCAUGCAAUGGCAUACCGCCAAGGCCCACUGCCAUUUAGGUCGGCUACAAGACCCGCCGCAGCAUGUGGGUGUAGUAUGAAAGAGUGCAUAUGUGAAAAUGAACGGGUAAAGUAAUGCAAAGUAAACUAGUUAAACGGUUAAACGUAAGCUUUAAACUUCCGACUAUGCUACCAUUAUGAGUUAGAGACAUAUAUAUGUACAUAUAUACCGAACUUAGAGAAACAUAGAGACAUGCAAACACCUAUACUGAGAAAGCAACAUCAACUGAAUAGUGAUUAAGGCUUUUUAAAGUUCGAUUUGUAUGAAUUUAGUUAUAUAUUUACACUUUUUAGUUAACAAAUAUUAAAAUCUCGUACGAUACAUGCUUCCACUAAUUUUCAAGUUAAACUCAAAUUGCAGCUGUGAUAACUCUUUUGGUCAGCUUUCAAAAUACUCACCCCAACAAAACAAAACUAACUUGACUUAUAAUGAUGCAACUCAAGCUAAGCAAACAAAGGUUAUAUGCUACAUACAAAAAUAACACACCUAUGUAUAUACAUAUAUUUUUUUUUUUUUCACAACAACUUUGAUGCACUUGAAAAGUCUAUUAAGUAUAGCAAACUGUAACCUGAUAUACUGUUUUGUUGCUAUUUAAACGCAAUAAGUGAAGAUAUUACUAUUAGUCCAGAAAAAGUAUACUGCAUAAGUAAAUGUCUAUUUUAAAUACACUCGUCCUUAUGUGGUUGGAGCGCAUGCAUAUUAUUCGGGACGGAAGAAAAAAUGCGCUCACGGCCAUCUAACUAUUUAUCAGCAGAGUCAAGUAAAGACUAACUGUGUUAAUGCUCUAUUCAAUAUAAAUAAAAGGCUCAAACCAAAGUAAUUAAGCAGAUUUAGUCCUACGAUUAAAUAAACUAAUAAGUGUAACGAAAAAGUACUCGGUGAGUUUUGUUAGCUUAAACGAAACGCAAAAAUCUAGUUUUUUGUGAGACCACAAUAAGUGAGUAUAAAAUUACUUUUACACGUUAGGAAUUACACUUAAAAUGUAAACUAAAUAAAAAUAGGCGAUAUGACAUAUGCAUGUAUUAGGGUGGUGAUUAUUAAUUUUUGUUUUCAUUGUAAUGUUACUGCUGUACAUUUACAGAAAAGUAUAUACACUCGUGGCCAGGCAAACCUUACCACUAUACUUAAAUUUUUUUCGGACUUUUUCGUUCGUUCGGGAUUUUCUUCAAUUUUGUUUUUUUUUAUGUUUUUAGUAAGCAGGAGUAAACUAAAUUAUAUUAUCUAAUUAUAAUUAUAGUUUUAAAUUUAUUACGUUUAAACUUCGUGUUUCAAUUAAAAAAAAUAAAAUAAAAUAUUAAUUUCAAUUAUAGUGUAACUGAAAUUAAAUUAAAAAUAUCAUUUGUUCAUCGCAUGUCAGUCUCAUUUUGGAAAGCUCACUAUCCUUCAAUUGAUUUAUCUAUAGCUGAAUGUGUUUUGUUUUUAAUUUUUAAUAUUUUUUAUAAAUAACAUGCUAUUAACUUAUUUCUAAAUAAAAAAUUUCUAUACCGCAAAAUGUACCGUUGUAAAGUGCAGUCAAAUAUGCACAAUACUUGAAAAUUUUGAGUGGUAAGGUUUGCGUGGCCACGAGUGUACAUAUUAUAUAAUACAAAAAUAUAAACAAGGAGCUAGUAAAGCUUUUUUAGAAAUACAAAUAAAAAUAUAAAAAUCUGUUCAAUCAAAACGCAGGCUAAGAUUUUAAUCUUUUUUGGGUCUAUAACUCUUUGAAGCGAAACUUUUUCCCCAUGCCAUUAAAAAUAUAACAAAUUGCAUAAAAUUUUUAGCAUCAUUUUGCUCCACACUAAUACGUACAUAUGUCUAGGUAUGUACUUACAUUUAAAUACAAAUUAGUUAGAUAUUUGACAGACGAAUAUUGUACUGAUUUAUAUGUAUGUAUGUAUAUAAGUAAUAACAAUUAGCUAGCAUCACAUACUAUUAUUAACUAAAAGAGAUUUCUGUAUUGAAAAACUCUUAGAUAUAAACUGAACUUGCAAAGGAAUCUCAAUUUUCAACACAAAAAUUCAGAUCAGCCAUGGAAUUUUGACAAAAGUUUGUUUUUGUUUUUCAUCUCACUUUUUACGGUUUUUCAUACCAUAUCAUUUUUUAAUAUUAACGCCUGAUAUUAAUAUGAUCUAAGGCAAGGCGUACAAUUGCCUUCUUUUACUCCCCCUGUUGUCGUAUGAUGUAUUUUCACUGCCCAAAUAUAAAGAAAUUAUUAUUAUAAUAACCCUUAGUAAAAAAUCUCUUUAAUAUAAGUAUUUGCCUUUUGACAACUUUUGCGUACAAAGAAAAAAUUGAUAUUAUCUUGAAAGUAUUUAAAAAAUGUUUCUUUAUAAUUUGUUAAGGAAAAAAAAAUUAGAAAAUUCCAUUCCAAAAAAAGUAAAUCUUACAAGUAAGCUAGAAUAAUUGUCUCUCCUUCUUCUUCUUUAUUUGAUUUAUUUACUUUUUAUUUUUGAUAUUUUCAAUGUUUUACUUUGUAAUACGUAUUUAGUUUUGAGUGCAUUGUUUAUAAAUCGUUAUAUUAAAUCUAAAGCUUAUUGUUUGUGUUUAUGUAACACCAAUUAAGAUUAUUCGAUUACUAUCUGUAAGCAUUAGGCGGCUUAAAUUAAUUGCCUGCGCUUCGUCAAACCAUGGAAAGUUGCGUAUCUAGCAAACAACAGGUAAAUAACAGAAAACUAAAAUAACAUUCAUAGGUGUAUUCAACUUUAAUGAGGUAUCCACAUAUUAUAUUGAAUACAAACUAUAAAAUAUCCUUGUUACUUUAAGAUAUAAAACUUUGAAAAAAGAACAGUGGUAAGGCGUAUUUUAGGCAGUUUAUGAUAUUCAAGAUAUGUUAAACACUUUCUUUAAUGCUUCCAUUAUACUAUAAAAUAUUGAUUACAUAAAAUGUUAUGUAGGUUAUGUACACACACUUUUUUAGAUAGUUAUAAAUAUUAUAUAGUGUUACGAAACGGAUAAAUUUCUCUCGUUUGCCAAGCAUUUUCCUGUAAGCAAAUAAUCGUAAGUGUAGUAAAUACAACAAUUACAUAAAUAUUUUUAUUUGUAGAAAUAACGGAUGAAUUUUAGAAUAGCAUCCCGCGAUUACGGGAAUUAAAAGAAUGUGGGCUGAAAGAAGAGGUUUUCCAAAUUAAUAAUAUAUGCAAUAUAUAUAUAUAUGCCUUUGUAAAACGUUUAGAAGCAAUUAUUGCCCGGUUUCACAGUUCAUUGUUAAGUUAUGCCCAAAUAAAAUCUUAGCUAAGCAUUGUUGCAGACUGAGUAGUCGUUUGCGUUUCACAGUCAAUGCUUAAUUUCUAUAAAAUUUUAUUAUGAUAUAUGGCAACGUUAUGGGCAACAUAUGUUUUACAAAUGUCAUCCAUAAAAAUAUGUUUGAAAUAUUUAAAUUAUAACAGACUGUACAUAAAAAAAUGGAUGAAAACAACAAAAGAACUCCGAAUUUUACGUCUAGCGAGUCGGAGCACCUAUUGGAACAGGUGGAAAACCCAAUGCGAUUCCAUAUUUUUUCACAAAAAAUAAUUUCUUAUUUUUAUUUUCUUUUGACCAAUAACUGAAAAAUUCAAAACAAAAAUCAACUGUUACUUAAGCACUGCUUAUGUCUCUCAUUUUCAGUACUUAAACAUAACUUAAGUAUGAACAGUAAAACACUAUUUUCCUGUUUUAUCUUAAGCACAACUUAAGUAUGGACUGUGAAACCGGGCAUAAAUGUACAUACAAAAGUAAAAUAGUUUUUAUUUAAUUAGGAAACAAUUUGUUUUUAUUAAAUUUUUGUGGGAAUGCCCUGUAUUGCUAUAAAUCUUACAUGAAAUUGGUGAAUUUUUGAACUUUAAAUACAAAUAUAUUGAAAGGAAUAAGUCAGCGGCAGCUUUAUAUUCAUACAUAUUCUUAAUCUAAAGAACCUACUCUUUUAGCCUAUAUCCCUUGUAGCCCCGAGAUCGCGGCAUCAUAUUCUAAAUCCCAGCAAAAAUAUCUGAAGUUUGUUUAGGCAUGAUGCUGAAAAGCUCUUUUAAAAAUUAUUUUGAUUUUGUAUAUACUUGUAAUGUUCAUAAUUUUUUUCUUUUAAUUUAAAUAGUUUAAGUACUUAGCAAAUUUGUUGUAAGUUGUGACGCCCUUACGUUUUAUGUUGCUUAUAUGUACAAUCAUAUACAAAUGUAUACAUAUAAUAAGAACAUACAUAUAUGUACUUUACUGCAUAUGUAUAAGCACUUUACUCUAAUAAACAGAAACUAAGUAAAUGUUUAGUUAACAAAACCUUUUAAA
Bactrocera neohumeralis is the source of this 5544-nucleotide messenger RNA. RefSeq names its product tetraspanin-5 (gene Tsp26A). Gene Ontology annotation, cellular component: membrane. The record is from RefSeq and is a predicted model, not a curated record. The transcript has 7 exons. The coding region runs from base 315 to 1256 and encodes 313 amino acids. Gene Ontology annotation, biological process: protein maturation; protein localization to plasma membrane. NCBI's taxonomy places the organism in Eukaryota, Metazoa, Arthropoda, Insecta, Diptera, Tephritidae.